This is a messenger RNA of Laccaria bicolor S238N-H82, 513 nucleotides long. RefSeq lists its product as uncharacterized. Gene Ontology annotation, molecular function: nucleic acid binding; protein-lysine N-methyltransferase activity. Gene Ontology annotation, biological process: methylation. The record is from RefSeq and is a predicted model, not a curated record. The transcript is spliced from 3 exons. NCBI's taxonomy places the organism in Eukaryota, Fungi, Basidiomycota, Agaricomycetes, Agaricales, Hydnangiaceae. The annotation marks the transcript as partial.
UUUGGUGAAGACUGGCAGCUGAGCCAAUUCUGGUACACAGAUCCCUUCGCCAACCACCUCGCUCGCGCCCUUCAUACCCUCUGCACCCCGAAAACAACCAUAGCAUUCCUCUGCUGCCCAACAGGCUUCGUCGCAUUCCAACAUUUAAACCCACUCCCAGGUGCCCAUCUCUUGGAGUACGAUCAACGCUUUGCGGUCGUCUCGCCAAAGCAGUAUACCCCAUAUGACCUCGACGAGCCAGACGUCUUUCCUGAAGCGUUGAGGGGUAAAGUAGACAUGGCGGUCGUAGACCCACCAUUUCUGAACGAGGUAACCAAUACCAAAAUCGCUCAAACUCUACGUCAAAUUCUACAUCCAACCCGCGGAAAACUCCUCCUUAUAACGUCAACCUCCAUUGAAGAAACCUUGCACAAAAUCUACGACAGUUCCCCAGUCGGACCUCUGCGAAAGACCACGAUGGUCGUGGAGCACCGCCAACUAUCCAAUGACUUUGCUGCGUGGGGCUCUUGGGAG